GCAACUGGUCUGGUCGUAAUGCUGAUUGCCAGAAAAUGACUAGUACUGGUGUGUUUCAUUUGGAUAUGCCGGAAGCUCCAAGUUAUGACGACAGUGAAGAAAAUUCUCACGAUUAUUGCUCUACAAAUGGAGGGGUAGAGGAUGAGUUUCUUGAACGUGGCCCACUUAAACCAGAUGAACUCGAUGAAGACAUUAAAACGGUUGAAAUUUGCGAAGAGACAGUGAAUCCUGGUCAACCUAAAGUCCGGCCACACGACUUUCAACUUCUGAAGGUCCUUGGGAAAGGUGGUUAUGGAAAAGUUUUCCUUGCACGCAAAAAUGAUACUGGUCAAACCUAUGCGAUGAAAGUUUUAAAGAAAGCCUCGAUUGUGACGAACGCCAAGGAUACUGCACACACUAAAAGCGAGAGAAAUAUACUCGAAAUGAUUAAACAUCCAUUCCUAGUUCAAUUGCAUUUUGCUUUCCAAUCCCCUGGAAAGCUUUACCUAGUCUUGGAAUUUCUAGCUGGAGGUGAGCUGUUCAUGCAACUUGAGAAAGAGGGAGUGUUUAUGGAAGAUCAAGCCAGGGCUCCCGAAAUAUUGUUACGUCAAGGACACGGGAGAGCCGUUGAUUGGUGGAGUCUUGGCACGCUUAUGUAUGAUAUGCUUUCGGGAUCUCCUCCAUUUACAGGCGAUGAUAGAAGACAAACUAUUGACUUGAUAUUACGAGGUGAUUUCAUACCUGUACCUUAUUUAAGUCGGGAAGCCGUAUCACUUAUUUCCAAGCUUUUAGUUGUUGAUGUCAGUAGACGCCUUGGUUCUGGUCCAUCCGAUUCCGAGGCGAUCAAGAUGCACCCAUUCUUUCGUAAUACUGAUUGGGAUCGUGUUCUGAAAAAGCAGGUUGAACCACCCUUCCGACCAACUUUAACAUCUGACACGGAUGUUUCUCUUUUCGAUCCCAAAUUCACUCAAGAAAAUCCCGUCGAAAGUCCGGAUGAAGGCUUGCCAAUAUCUGCAAUGGUUUCUGAUGUUUUUGAAGGAUUUACUUAUGUCGACCCCCAAAUCCAUAUUGACAUGGCUCGUGAUCCAUGGGUAUCUACUUGGCAAACCAGUUCACGCUCGCGUCGAAGGUCUGGGAUUUCAUCCAGCAGUUCUCCAGGCUUCGUUGGACAUACAAUCAUGGCAAAUCCUAAUACACUUAUGCAAGGAACUGAUAUUCUACAUGUUGGAACCCCUCACCCCGAGCAGUUGCAGUCUACGUUGGUUGCACAUCUUCCAAAUACUGUUCAAACUUCUAUCCCGACUCAAUCACAGCCGUUUGUUUUUGCUGAAGAUUUCGAGGAUAUGGACGUCGCCAGUACUAAUUUAACCUACAGCAACAACCCACUUGAUAGCCAUCCAACUGUCAUAAACACUGUCAAUAUAUCCACCAGUAAUUCUGUAAGACCUACGUAUGCUUUACCUCUUGGUUCCCAUCGCUUAGAAAAUAGUCGAGUGAUGGAAACUGGUAUUUGUGAUCCAUAUUCAUCGCGCUCGGGCGAACAUGUUAAUGGAGUAAUUCCAAAACCAAUUGACACACGUCUAGUAAGCCCAUCAAGUUCUGCUGCCGCACAGGUAUCAGCACUUGCUGCAGCAGCGCUUGCUACUUCAUCCCGUUUGGUUGGUUCUUCUGUACACAUACCUUCAAUUGCGUCUCAUAACUCUCCCAAUCGACCUUUCAUGAAUGAGCAUAUGAUGUUUGAUCCUCAAAAUAUCAGACUUAUGAAUUUGGGAAAAUCACAACCACAAACUCCAUUGGCUGCAGUAGAAAGUUUGCAUGUUCAGAGGAAAUAGUUUCUGUUCGUUGAAAGAAAAAUAAUGAAGCUGUUCAAUUUUUUCUGUGUUUCUCAGGCUUCAUAAUUUCAUUUGUAUGAACUAAGUGGAUUGGUAUGUAUUAUGAACACGUAGUUUUAUUUCAUGAGUGUUAGAAUUUUAAUGCGAAUUUUGUCAUUUUCCCUUUUCUGAUAUGCGUAUUUUGUAUGCAACUGAUAUAUUUUUUGUUGUGUGCUAUUUUCAUCCCAAACAAGCUCAUCUGUGAGUUUCUUCAUGUACAAUACCUUACAAGUACUGUUCACAAGAUUCUGUUUUUGAUUCCUACCCAGGAAUAUUAUAUAUAUAGGAAUUGUAUUAUGACGUUUUUGUUAACAAUGUAUUUUUUCCCAUUUCAAUAUCUGAUCUUUUCUUGAAGCAUCAUUUUUAAUCAAAUCUUGAAUAAAAAGUUUUUGGUUACAAACACGUAAAUAGUAUUCCCGGACGCAAUGCUUUACAUGGAUACACAAUUUACGUAUACUAUCUGAUAAAUUCAUUGUUAUUUUGAUCCAAUGGAUGUCUUCAUCUAGCCAACCAUAGUACAUUCAUAUUUUUACUUUCUUAUUUAUGACACUCGGUGAACUGAGUGAUUUCCUAACUAUCAGAUGUACCAAACUCUUUAUUUAGAUAUUUCUAUAUAUCUUAUUUCACUUAGAAACUGUCAAAUCGUUGGCUAAUUACCAUUUGUAACUUGAGCAGUGUUUGCAUGUUAGUGUACAUUUAUAUGAGUAUUUUAUGCGUUUUUCCUCCGCGUUGUUUUCAUUUUUGCAAUUAUUUAAUUUAUCCAUUAGUCAAACCAACAAAUGAUCAGUUAUUUGAUUUUUACGAUCAUGUAUUUAUUCAUAUGUUGGUGAUUAUCUUUUUCUCUAUCGACUCAUUAUGCAUUCCUACCUCGAUAGUUAUUUUCUCUUCUAUAAGUUUUCUUGCCAUGGUAAUUAUCUUAGUUCUUAAAAGUGUUUUACACAUCUGUAUGGAAAAUGCGAUAUUUUCGAAGCACCAUAUGUGCCUCCUUUUUUAAUUUUUGUUAUCCUGUUAAACGUCGAUUCCUUACCGGGCUGAUGCUGUGUGGUUUGACUAUAUCGUUAGCCCACCAGCUUAUUCUUUGUCAUUGUUUCUGUAAUCGAAGGGUAUUUGACUUGCUACCUUUAACUUCACAGGGCUUCCUGGUAUAUUAUGAGAAUUGAUUAAUGCUUUACUAUUUAUAUCAUUUUUUCUCUAGCUAAAAUGCUUCGAGUCUUGCAUUACUUAUCACUUCGUUGACGCUGUUUUGAUAUUUUUAUUUAUGUUGAUAUGAUAUUGUUAUCGUUCAGCCCUUUGAGUGUAAAAAAUGAACCUUCUUGUUGCCUAAAAUGAGUUAUUGUGUAAAUCGAAAAAUGGUAUUCUUUCAAUCUUUUAAUUUUUAAAAUCCCAAUUUGCUUUCAUAUGAUAUUUCACUCUCUUCCUACAAAGAUUUCUUGUAACUCUGCCGUAACUGCCUUUCAACGGUGAUUCAAAUAAAAAUACGUACUUUUUCAUAGAUAUUUUUUUGAUUAUUUUUUUUGUUACUGUUAUGUGUGACGUAGUUGCAUGUGCGUUUAGUAAUCGAAGUUUACAGGUUGACUCUGUCCUUAGUAAAAUCAAGGUUUAGGUAUACUUCUAGCAGCGUUUUUACAUAUCCAGUUAAUUAUGUAAGCGAAAUAGUCUGUAGCAAGCAGAUCGGUCGCCUAGUUGUAUUCACUAAUUUUAUCGUUAGUAUUUGAAUAGGAAUGAUUUGUCAAUCAAAGGAAUGAGUAGACUAGAUGAAUUAAUAUUUACUACCCCCUGUAUUAGUAGCUGGCUGUUGUGUAUUUCUCAGGAAGUUUUCUUAAAAUAGUAAUCCUAAAGAUUGGCUUUAAGUUAUAGGGUAGC
Molecule: messenger RNA, 3713 nt
Organism: Schistosoma mattheei
Lineage: Eukaryota; Metazoa; Platyhelminthes; Trematoda; Strigeidida; Schistosomatidae
Source: the annotation of a GenBank genome assembly